This is a messenger RNA of Umbelopsis ramanniana AG, 2301 nucleotides long. RefSeq lists its product as uncharacterized. The transcript has 14 exons. Gene Ontology annotation, molecular function: guanyl-nucleotide exchange factor activity; protein binding. Gene Ontology annotation, cellular component: cytosol. Gene Ontology annotation, biological process: positive regulation of GTPase activity. Bases 136 to 2133 code for a protein of 665 amino acids. The record is from RefSeq and is a predicted model, not a curated record. Lineage: Eukaryota; Fungi; Mucoromycota; Umbelopsidomycetes; Umbelopsidales; Umbelopsidaceae.
AUAACACUCUCGCUGACCUUUUAUGCAUGGACAAUUGGUUUGACUUUUUUCGACUCCACUUGAGCGGAGUACAAAUGACAAUUUGUCGGUGAAAGUUGUGUGGUGUUUGACACCUAUUGCUUUAACUUUGAAUCCAUGUCGUUCCAGGAAAUUCAAAAGACCGUAGAACUAUUGCCGUCAUUAGAGGACAACGAUCUAGAUCCUGUCAUCAGUCAUCUCGCCACGUUCCUGAGCGACAAUCUAAAUGUGGCCAAAGACCAGAUGUCCGCUGAUGCAAACAGUAACGAGCAUUGGACUAAUGCUUCCAAAUUAGCCGAGCUUUGUGCUAACGCAGCGAGAGACCAACGAACUCGAGGACCGCUUGGAAAAGCUGGAGUCAUCCAGACAAUAGCUGCAAUCAUGGAACUAGCCAAUGCAGAAGGAAAGGAAUAUGUUAUUCAGGCUUUGCGAUCUUUUGCCAAUUUAUGCUUUGAUGAAGAUGAUAAUCGCAAGCUGGUGGCUGAGAGCGGAUUGAUUCCUACAAUUGUGAAUGGUUUGAGUUCCAAUAACCCAUCUCUUGUUCGCACCACCUGUGGUGCCUUGAUGAAUCUGUGUAUCGAUAGCGAAGAUGUUAUUCAGGAGCAAGUGUGUGACUGUAAUGGUGUACAAGCUCUUAUGAAGCUGCUGGAGCCUGCUCAGAUGGAUCAUGGGGAAGAAGCCAUGGUGAAUACUGCUGCAAAGCUGCUAACCAUCCUUCAAGAAAAUGAAAAAGCAGUACUGCAGAUUGCAGCUGAGGAAGGUGUUUCUAAACUGAUAGAUUUGGUUCGUUAUAGCUGGACAGUGGAUAAACUAGAAGAUUUGGAUCUUCUUGAAUAUCUAUCGGAGAUACUACAGCAUGUUUUGUCUGAAAAUGAAUAUGCUCAGGCGUCUGCCGGCAAGAGCCUCAGCUUUAUUACACUGUUGGAUUUCAUUGAACAAGCCGAAAUAGCAGAUGAUGCGGAUGAAGAAGAGCAAAAGCAAUUUGAUCAAAUUUGUAAAUGUUUUGUCAAAGCCAUUGUCGAUGUAUCCUUGGCAGAUGAUAAUCUUAAUCAUCUAUACGAAAAUGAAAGCGUCCUGAACCGAUAUCUAAAGUGGAUCGAGGAUGCCAACGACGAAAGUGUCACGAGUGAUAUGCAAACUUGCGCAGCACUUUCACUCGGAAACCUUGCGAGAACCGAUGAGCAUUGUGUUGAUUUAGUUCAAAAGUACCAUGUUGAGAUACCAUUGCUACGAUUAUUGAAAAAGACGACGGAUCUCAGAGUACAGCAUGCGGUUGUUAGCAUACUGAAGAACCUGAGUUUACCCAAGCAAAAUAAGCAGAACAUUGGUUCGGCGGGGGCAAUUCAAGCGGUAGCACCUUACCUUGAUGCUUCGAAGGAUAUGCUUAAACCAGUACAAUUUGCAGUCAUUGGAAUCUUGAAACUACUGGCUGUCGGUGAUGAUUUCAAUGCCACUCAAAUCGUUACAGCCGAGCCAUCUGUAGACGAAGCAGAGGAAUCCGACACUAUCAGCCCGCUUGACCGAGUGGUUGAGUUUAUCCAGCGGGUUGAUGAUGUGGCCGCCAAAAGUGAAGCAACACGUGUCCUGGUCAAUCUGAUCAAGACGGCAUGGUCCCAAGAAAAUGUUUCGUCUGUUGUUCUCAGAGAGAGGCUGUGCUCCAUACAGAUUGUCAAAGCACUUGCGGCGCUUGUUCGUUCUUCCAAGUUCUCCAUUCUGCAAAAUGAAGCCAUUAUUGCCUUGACGCUUUUAUUCACGCAGGAAAACAACGAUGCAUUUAUUCGAGAUGGUUUGGCUGUGUUCGUUGCACCGGAAGAGUCAUUAAGCCACGUUACAGACGAGUCCACCGAGACACAAAGCGAAGAGCUGGAAAAGGCAACCCUUAAUUUAUUACAAGUGCUACUCCGAAUAAUUAUUGAAAAUGACGCUCAAAUGCCUGAGCAAGUACGCUGUAAUGCUUGCGUAUUGCUUGAAAGAACGGUUUUAGUUGCAAAGAAAGUUCAAUCUGACAACUUGCAGCUUUUGAAAGACCAAGUCUUUGAGCAUUUGAAUGACAACAACGCCCUGUCAUCGUCGCUUCAAGAACGUAUUACCCAACUUAGAUUAGCAAGCUCAUAAAAUAAAAUUUAUCAAGCUGAGAUUCUCUUGUGAUUUUAAUAACGUUCUCCAGACCAAAUCAUGACCUACCCUAGUCGGUUAUUCCCAAAAUGGGCAUGUUCCGUACCAGAAUGGGAGUGGAUACGCAUUUCGGCUAUCUGUUGAACGACGCAAGUCGUACAUGGAACG